GACAGUUUAAGCUCCAUAACAAUAAUUUAUGGUUUAAAAUUUAGAAAAAAAAAACAAUUCUCUAUAAAACGCCUGUCAGGCCUCAGAUCGCAUUUCCAUCUGCCAGUUUCUGUCUGCCGAUGGAGGACACCAUGAAUAGGCGCCACCACUACAUUCCGGCCUUCGGCAACUGGGACUACUCCAGCGAUCUCCCCAUCACGCAAUACUUCGAAUCGGCGAUGCAGGCCGGUUUGGUCAGAGGCCACGUCCAUGGCGAAGAACCCUCUUAUGACGAUCUCUUCAGAGCUUCUCACAGCAUGAAGCGGCGGCAGCAGCAGGAGGCUCCCUGGACCAGAAAGGCGAAGAGAGGAGACCAGAAGCAGCAGCAGCAGGUGCAGCAGAGAGAGCAAGAGAGGAAACAGGGGAAGGUUUAUGAUGCUGUGGCAGCACAAGCAAGGCCCAGAAGAGCUCCAAUGGCAGUGGAUGAGGAUUUGUACAAAAUCCCUCCUGAGCUCCUCCACAAUAAGCCUAGAAGGGCGAAGAGCUUGUGGUCUGGUUGCCUGAGACUAAACUGCAUUGCAUGAUCAGUCGAUAUUGCAUGCACCUCUGUUAUGUAUGUUUGUUUAAUUUGCUUUGGCUCUUCUAUCUUCUUCCAUCGAUAUGUAAAAUCAAGUAAAAGAAAGAUGGUGCAUGUGCUUAGCUUGUUCGUCGCAUGAAUUACAGCAAUAUAAUACAGACUCUUAAAUUUCCA
Molecule: messenger RNA, 730 nt
Organism: Zingiber officinale
Lineage: Eukaryota; Viridiplantae; Streptophyta; Magnoliopsida; Zingiberales; Zingiberaceae
Exons: 3
Coding region: 120-563 (147 amino acids)
Source: RefSeq, a predicted model, not a curated record